UCGCCACCCUCCCUCCCUCCCACCUCACACGCCGAUCAGUACCCACCCGUGUCGCUGCCGCCGCGUACUGUGCGUGUCAGCUUGUCUACUGGCUUGUCAAUCGUGUCCAUCUCCGGGUGUGAACCUUUCGCCGGUGGGCGCGCGCAUGGCGCUGGAGGCCGUGGUGUUGGCGCAAGGCCACUUCGGCUACGGCCUGCAGGCUCCGGGGCUCGCGCCCUGGUGCGACAUGCUGGGCGCCGGCGGUUUCCUGGAGGACGACUGGGAUCAGCAGCUUUUGGCCGCCCCCGUGGCGCCCAAUGCCGAGGAUCAGUGGGAGCCGGUCUCCAGCUGGGACCAGUCCGAGGCGUCCUCGGAGGGCAAGGCGGCGGCGCCGCCGGAGCCGGCCACGGCAGCGGCGGCGACGGGAAGGAGGAAGCGGAGGCGCGCCAAGAUCGUCAAGAACAAGGAGGAGGUGGAGAGCCAGCGGAGGACCCACAUUGCCGUCGAGCGCAACCGUCGCCGACAGAUGAACGAGUACCUCGCCGCGCUCCGCUUGAUCAUGCCGCAAUCCUACGCUCAAAGGGGCGACCAAGCAUCCAUCGUUGGAGGGGCAAUCAACUACGUGAAGGAGCUGGAGCAGCUCCUCCAAUCGCUCGAAGUCCAGAAGAGUGUCAAGAACCGCACUGGCCGAUCCCCUUUCGCCAGCUCCUUCACCUUCCCACAGUACUCCGCCUCGUGUAACAUCACGCAGGCCACCACCGCCAGCGACGCCGGCUCCGGUGCCGAUUCGAGCGGCAUCAAGAGCGAGGCCGGCGUGGCCGACAUCGAGGUCACCAUGGUGGAAGGCCACGCCAGCCUCAAGGUGUUGGCCCGGCGGCGGCCGAAGCAGCUGCUGAGGCUUGUCGCCGGGCUGCAGCAGCUGCGCAUCCCGGCGCUCCACCUCAACGUCACCACCGUCGACGCCAUGGUCUUGUAUUCCUUCAGCCUUAAGGUGAUGGAGACAAAUCGACGGAUCGAGCGGGGCAGCCAGAGGCGCCGUGGUGGAGGAUGGAUCCAAGCUGGGCUCUGUGGAGGAUAUUGCGGCCGCUGUGCAUGAGAUCCUGGGCAGGAUACAGCGGGAGGAGGAGGAGGCUGGUCGACUCAGCAGCUCGAGCUGAUGCUGAUGGCUGAUCGAUGCCACGGAGGAGACCGUCGUGCAUGCCUGUGACGCCCGCACACUGCACUGCUCCCUGCAUCUGUGCAUGCGUCGUGUACCUGCCACGUCCUCGAAAAUGGAACCCAUUCUACUCUAGCUUUGUAUGUGAAAAUUCCACUCUAGCUUUGUAUGUGAAAAUGUGAAUGCGACUGCUGUACCGUGCAUGCAACCCUUGCCCUGUCCAGGGCGAGGACGAAAAAAAAUAGUAGGACAAGAUAAAAGCAUCUACAUCCCCAUAUAUAUGUUAAAUAUGAGUCUCGUAUGUCCGCGGACAUACUCGGACGACGCCUCGAUA
Molecule: messenger RNA, 1469 nt
Organism: Hordeum vulgare subsp. vulgare (domesticated barley)
Lineage: Eukaryota; Viridiplantae; Streptophyta; Magnoliopsida; Poales; Poaceae
Product: transcription factor bHLH96-like
Exons: 4
Coding region: 146-1075 (309 amino acids)
Biological process (GO): regulation of transcription by RNA polymerase II
Molecular function (GO): DNA-binding transcription factor activity, RNA polymerase II-specific; RNA polymerase II cis-regulatory region sequence-specific DNA binding; protein dimerization activity
Source: RefSeq, a predicted model, not a curated record